Messenger RNA from Anopheles marshallii, 669 nucleotides. RefSeq lists its product as uncharacterized. The record is from RefSeq and is a predicted model, not a curated record. The transcript is spliced from 2 exons. Lineage: Eukaryota; Metazoa; Arthropoda; Insecta; Diptera; Culicidae. Bases 1 to 669 code for a protein of 222 amino acids.
AUGAAUCUUCAGCAAGUUGUCUUGAGUUUGGGCGUAUUUACAACACUGCUGCGCGAUCGGUGCUAUGCCGAUGAUGACACAGAACAUGUUCACAUCAAGCUACACGUUCCCGAAAUCAUCAACCGGCACGUCCACGUCAAAACGAAGUACAUGCACGUGUACCAUCCGAAAAAGAUCGUCCAAGAGAUGCCUCCAUCGUUCGUCGAUCAGCAACCGAUAGCGCUGGAUCACGGCAUGUGGAUGCCAUCCGGUGCCAUACCCUCGGCCAUGGUUUCUUCCCCACCGGCCUCGUCCUCAGCAAUGGCCGCAGCGGCGGCCGCUUCCCUCUCCUCGAUGGUGCAGGACAAACUAUCCGCGCAGCUGGCCCAAGAGUUGAUGAUGCGCUACCGCAAUCUGGAUGCACCCACUGUCGGAGUGACGGGUGAUCUGCGAGAGGCUGGCGAUGCUUCCAAUUAUCUUCGGGAUUACUAUCGCCAACAGAGGAAGCUGUCCGAUCAGCUGAUGUUACAGGAAGCGAUUCAACUGCCAAACUUUGCACAGACCAAGUAUCUGUCUAAUAUGGGAUACAACUGGGACAAAUCGUUCGGCGUCAAGUCGGGCGACGAUGAAUCCUCGAAUCUGCUACCAAAGUCAAAGUCAAAGAAGAAGAAGGCCUAUAACCAUCUGUAG